Messenger RNA from Priceomyces carsonii, 1812 nucleotides. It is a transcript of the gene DSE1, whose product is annotated as Dse1p. The record is from RefSeq and is a predicted model, not a curated record. Gene Ontology annotation, biological process: chromatin remodeling; regulation of DNA-templated transcription. The coding region runs from base 1 to 1812 and encodes 603 amino acids. Lineage: Eukaryota; Fungi; Ascomycota; Pichiomycetes; Serinales; Debaryomycetaceae. Gene Ontology annotation, cellular component: cytoplasm; nucleus; Rpd3L complex. Gene Ontology annotation, molecular function: nucleosome binding; histone binding. The transcript has a single exon.
AUGACUGAUUACUAUGAGCCUACAAUGCUCUUCAGGCAGAACGCUAUCAGGCGGUACAACAAAGAAGUCGAUUCUUUAUCUGACACAUCGACCAAAAUUGCUCAUAAUAGUAUAGCCUCUUGGCUCUUGAACUAUAACAGUGACAAAGACAAGGAGGUCACCAACAGGUCCUGUUCAUUAAAUAAUCUAAAUUUUAGAUCGAGCUAUUGGAGAAUACCCGACAGCAAUAUGAACCUUACCUCGAUGGAUGUCAGUAGUAAUACGACAGACAUCACUAGUCUUGCGAUUGCAAGUGGAAAUGAGAGUUCCAAUUUAUUUUUGUAUGAUUUGAAUCUUCAGGAUACUUAUUUGUCUCACAAAAGUACUAUUACUUUGCCUCAUAUUUAUAGCCUCAAGUGGGUCCCUAAAGCACCUGGAUUAAUUAUAACGGGAAACAGUAAAGGCUAUGCUCAUUUGGUUUCAGUUCCAACCAGCGAAGACCCCGACGAUCAAGCGGAAAUAUAUAAAAGAUUUAAUCAUAGAAAGCAUUUAAAAUCUAUUAACAAAAGCUCAUCAAUUGAGCAGCAUGGUUCUACUGCUAUAAAGAGUUUGAACUUCGUGGGUGAAAACUUAAUGUCGGUUUACGAUAAUAAUUUGUUCUUAUGGGAUCUUAACGGAUUAGAUACACAAUUGAGACCACGCCCGGCCUCCAUUGCUUCAAUUUACGGCUUGUCAAACGUUGACACUAUUCCAAAUACUGACAAGUUUGUUGGGAUAUGUGGAAAAUUUGGAGUUUCGCUUUUUGACUUGAGAGAGCCGAAGUUCAGUGUUCCCUCAGCAAUUAUUAGAAACGCAACUAAACUCAGGCUAGGAUCACCUUUAAUAAAGUGGAACCCGGAAGAUGAGAAUGUUUGCGCUGCAGCCCAUAACGAUGGCGUAGUCAGAUUAUGGGACGUAAGGAAGCAGGACCACUUUGCUACAUUACAUGGAUAUCCAGAUAAGGUAUGUAAGAUGGAGUGGAUGAACGGUGAUUUAUUCACUGGAGGGAGACACGGAAAUAUUAUUCACUGGAAUAUUGCUUCAAUAGAUAACACAGCAAUGGAGCUGACUGAAUGCGGCUUGAAUCAAGGUUUUCAAAGUGUGAAUUUCAACCCUAUCACAAAUUCGUUAGAGAGCAUAAAAAACCAAAGACAAUGUGGAACAUUGCUUCCAGCCUCUAAUUGCAGUAUUACAGGGAUGUGCUCUAUUAAUGCAGAGGGUUCAGAUAAACCACAAGUUCUUUCGAUUGAUAGCUCGGCACUUUUUGGCGUUCAUUCUCGUAUUUGCGAAACUAUUAACGUCGAAGACAUAUGUCAUGGAAAUAUUUACUAUAGCAAAGAAAACCUUGAUCUUCUCGCUGCCUCAGAACAAACAUCCAAUACUACGUUGGUUAAUUCGUCUUCGGAAACGAUCAAUUUACCAAUCGAACCGCUUGCUAUAUCACAUGCCAAACAUGAAGAUUUUUCAUGUGAUGAGGCCUCCGAAACAUCAGUUAUAGAAGAAAAGGAUAGUAUAUCUGAGGAAGAAUCAUUUGUGUUCGAAAUGCCAGACAUGUUUGCAAUAGAACAUGAAAAUUUUUCAGGUAUUUCACUUGUUGAUUCUAUCCAUGAUUCUUCUUCUGAUGCCUUCAAUGACUCCAUGGAAUCAUUAUCAACAAACCCCACAAUAUUUGAUGACAAUAAUGACGUUGAACUUCCAGCGUCUCCAAAGAUACGCCUUCAUCAACCUCUUCCGAGCUUAUCUCUGGCCUUGGACUUCAACUUCGCAAUGAACUUCGAGAAUUCCGUCUUCUAG